Messenger RNA from Triticum aestivum (bread wheat), 595 nucleotides. RefSeq lists its product as uncharacterized. Bases 37 to 561 code for a protein of 174 amino acids. The transcript has 5 exons. Lineage: Eukaryota; Viridiplantae; Streptophyta; Magnoliopsida; Poales; Poaceae. The record is from RefSeq and is a predicted model, not a curated record.
CUACACCGCCGUAGCAAAGAAUUCUCGACAAGGCGGAUGAAAACUGUUUCUGUAUCAUCAAAAGAAGAUGCAUCUAUGACAGAAACCGGCAACGAUGACACGGAACCUCUACAGCAACCAGAGGUCAUGAUUUAUGACAUCCCCUCGUCAAUGUUUCCAAGCAUCAAAGAAGCAGAUGCCACAACAGAAACAACCUACAACGACAAUCACAGCAAGGUGGCUUUGUGGCCAGACAUCCCCUCGUCAAUGUGUUCAACAAUCAAAGAAGUAAAUGCACGAAUACAAUCAUUCUAUAACGAUGAUCACGAUAAUGAUGAAGUCAUAUGUGAGAAAGACAAAACCAUCAAAGAAGUAGAUGGACCAAGACAAUCAAUCUACAACGAUGAUCACGGUAAUGAUGAAGUCAUAUUUGAAGAAGAUACAAAUGAGGAUGAAUACAUGUUCUUUGGUGAAGAAGAGGAUGAGGAAGUGGAAAUUGAAAUCAAGGAAGACGAGGAACUUCACAAUCCUGAUCCGUAUGAUUUUGUCUACAGCAACAUACCAAAGAACACACACGUGUAAAACGGAAGAAAAUUGCAGGUUCUGCAAAGCAACA